Messenger RNA from Dreissena polymorpha, 6365 nucleotides. RefSeq lists its product as uncharacterized. The record is from RefSeq and is a predicted model, not a curated record. The transcript has 21 exons. The coding region runs from base 105 to 4859 and encodes 1584 amino acids. NCBI's taxonomy places the organism in Eukaryota, Metazoa, Mollusca, Bivalvia, Myida, Dreissenidae.
UCACACAGAGUUUUGAUUUCUGCGUUCUGUAUCGAAAACGAUAAAUCAAACAAGAUGGCGUGUGUUUUCAUAUCGCAAAGACAAUAAAUCAUCUUUAUUGGAAGAUGAAACACAUUCUACUGUUAAUCGCGACUGUAUAUGUCACUGAAGCAGCCACUGCUGAUGUGCUACAGCGUCAUCACACUACCUUGCAAAGCUGUGCCAAGGCAUGUUUGGCGGAGAAGGAUAUAACAUGCCGGUUUUUCAAGUUUGAAAAUACAACAGGGACUUGCCUCCUGUCAGGACGAGAUAAGCCUGACUUUUCUUUAAAUGGAGAUAAGAAGAUGCCUGGGGCUGCUGCUGUCCCUAGUAAAGAUGGAGAAGUCAAAAUUCUUCUCCAAAAGUACACAAAAGUUCAGGGAGAACUCGAUAAGCUGAAGGAUCUGAAGCACAGCAUGCUGCUAAUGAAAAAUGGCAUUGAUGAUAAAUUUGCUGUUUCAAAUAAAAAACAAAAUGGCAUCUUAUCCCACACAAUAAAAAAUACCGCAGCUCUGAACUCCCACAGAGCGAUGCUAAGUGUCUUGACCAAAAAAAUCCAUGAUAUCAACGCACAAUUUGGAUGGCUUCGGACCUUCAGGUCCUCACUUCAGUCUGAACUGAUUGCUGCCCUCUCUGGUAGAAAUAUCACUAAACAGUUCAAAUACUUCGUAACUGCCACGAAUAAGCUCUCACAAAAGCAGAAAACGUUCGAGAAAUGGUUGAAACACAUAUCUGCUUCCAACAACAAACUUUGGCAAGCAGUCAACAAGGUGACAACAGACCUUAAAAUUAAUAAGGUUCACACAUUGGCUCCAAGGGUAAUGUGGAAGUUAGUAAAAUAUGUACUGGGAUUAGCCAAGAGAUGGAGAACUUUGAUCAACAAUUUGUCAAGGGUGCAGACAAAACUGAAAAACACCGCUAGGGAAGGAUUUCGUCCUAACAGUUACAUUCAGCGCCAGCUAGACAACACAAGACGGGAUGUGGAAAAACUCAAAGAACAACUCAGUAAAUUGGCUGGUAUUCCUGUGGCAACAAAGGGUGCAACAUCAAAGAUGAUAAGAAAAGUUUUGGGAGAUCUUGCAAAAAUCAAUAAAUUUGACAAGAAGGUUGGUUCGCCCGUGAAAGGGGUGGACAAUCACUUACAAUAUCUUGUUCGUGACAUGUCAAAAUUGGCAGCCUCUGCUAAAACCCUACAGACAAAGCUGUAUGUUGAAAAGGGCCUCACAGAAGCAAUUUUGAAGGAUGCACAGAAUAUGAUGGUCAUUGGAAGAAAGGCAAAUAAAAGUGUGACAGUUAAGAUGAGCCCGAUGUUUGUGCAAGCUCUUGUCAUGAUCCACCGAUCCCAGCAGAUGCUUGCAGGUCGGACACUGCGUCUGCAGAGAGGUUUUCAUAGGCUCACAAGAAUAAUCGCAAAUCAACACAAAAUUGCACAGAUGGCCAAAAUUGCCCUACACAGGUUUGGCAAGUCCAUUCAAGAGAAACUGAAUAAAAGUGUCAGAAGAAUCAUGAUGAAAACAAAAAAUAGAGUUUCUAAGAGACAUAUCGUUAACUUGAGAAGGCAACUUCAAAAGAUGAAAGGACGUGUAAAUAUGAUUUACUUGAUACUCAAGAAAAGCCAUGGGAAGCAGAUGAGGACCAUGUCUCGUCUGUUGAGGUCAUUUAAAAGGAGUAGCAAAAACAAUAGGAGAGCACUAAGAGCAUCCAAAAAUAAACAAAAACAGAGGAUUGUGAUUAUAGGGCGUCUUGAUAAUAAUCGUGUUCGUAAUCUGCAACAAACUGUUAGAAAACAACGUAAGAACUUGCGAAAAGCCAAAGCUCAUGUUCGCAACUCCAUUAGGUUUUUAAAGCGAAAGUUCUCAAGGAUGUUGAAAAGAAUUAACAAAAGCGUGAAAUCUAAAUCUGGUGACCGAAACAAGCAACUUGGGAUGUUGAGAAAACAUCUUCAGGGAAUGAAGGUUUACAGAAUGCUUAGACAGCUGAAAAAGUUAUUGAGAAAACAAGAGAGAUCUGGCAAUAGAUUGGAAAGAAAACUACAGCAAUUGUACAGAAAGAUGAAUAUGAAAAUGAAGCAACGUUUUCAAGCAGAGCGUAAAUUUGGAAAAAAAAUUGAUAAGAAAACUAUGCAGAAGGGCUUUCGUAACCUCAAACGCAUCAUGGCAAAGAAUAAUCCACAUUAUGAAAGUUUGAAAACACUUUUAAAUGGUCAUUAUUUGUUCAUAAGAGGACAGCUUCAAAACUUUAUGAGAAACCUAGCACAAAGUAAGAAAUCUGGAUUAAGUCAAAGGCAUGUAUUGGUGCUGAAGAAACAGCUUAGAAAUAUAAAAGCAGACUUGAAAAGAGUACAUGGACAGCUCCAGAGGAAGAAAAAACUUGGUAAGAUGGGGCCGGUUCAAAGGCAGCUUCACCGAGUUAAUGCUAGGUUGCAACUUGUGAAAAUGCAAAUGUUAAAGAAAUCUGGAUUAAGUCGAAUGCACGUAUUGGUGCUGAAAAAUCAGCUUAGAAAUGUAAAAGCAGACUUGAAAAGAGUACAUGGACAGCUGCGGAGGAUGACCAAACUUGGUCAAACGGGGCUGGUUCAAAGGCAGCUUAACCAAGUGAAGGCUAGGUUGCAACAGGUGAAAAGGAAAAUGUUAAAGGCACAAAGAAAGAAGAAAAAGACGGUGGCUAAUCUCACUAAAACUAUGAAGAAAAAUGUAAAUUUAUCAAAGAAAUUUGCAAAACUGCAAUAUAAGAUAUUGAAGAAAAAAAACAGGAAGUCCAACAAAAAUAUCCCUGGAAUAAAAAUAUCAAAUAUAUAUAGGCCUGGUAUAGCUAAGAGACCUAGAAAUAGGCCUGGUAUACCUAAGAGACCUGGAAAUAGGCCUGGUAUAGCUAAUAGACCUGCACAUAGGCCUGGUAUAGCUAAGAGACCUGGACAUAGGCCUGGUAUAGCUAAGAGACCUGGACAUAGGCCUGGUAUAGCUAAUAGACCUGGAAAUAGGCCUGGAAUGCUUAAGAAAUCUGGAAGUACUCCUAUAAAAGGAAAAAGACCUGUUAGGAAAAGGAGACCUGGAAGUAGACCACGUAGACCACUGAGAAGGCCUGGUAUAGCUAAGAGACCUAGAAAUAGGCCUGGUAUACCUAAGAGACCUGGUAAUAGGCCUGGUAUAGCUAAUAGACCUGCACAUAGGCCUGGUAUAGCUAAGAGACCUGGACAUAGGCCUGGUAUAGCUAAGAGACCUGGACAUAGGCCUGGUAUAGCUAAUAGACCUGGAAAUAGGCCUGGAAUGCUUAAGAAAUCUGGAAGUACUCCUAUAAAAGGAAAAAGACCUGUUAGGAAAAGGAGACCUGGAAGUAGACCACGUAGACCACUGAGAAGGCCUGGUAUAGCUAAGAGACCUAGAAAUAGGCCUGGUAUACCUAAGAGACCUGGAAAUAGGCCUGGUAUAGCUAAUAGACCUGCACAUAGGCCUGGUAUAGCUAAGAGAACUGGCCAUAGGCCUGGUAUAGCUAAGAGACCUGGACAUAGGCCUGGUAUAGCUAAUAGACCUGGAAAUAGGCCUGGAAUGCUUAAGAAAUCUGGAAGUACUCCUAUAAAAGGAAAAAGACCUGUUAGGAAAAGGAGACCUGGAAAUAGACCACGUAGACCACUGAGAAGGCCUGGUAUAGCUAAGAGACCUAGAAAUAGGCCUGGUAUACCUAAGAGACCUGGAAAUAGGCCUGGUAUAGCUAAUAGACCUGCACAUAGGCCUGGUAUAGCUAAGAGACCUGGACAUAGGCCUGGUAUAGCUAAGAGACCUGGACAUAGGCCUGGUAUAGCUAAUAGACCUGGAAAUAGGCCUGGAAUGCUUAAGAAAUCUGGAAGUACUCCUAUAAAAGGAAAAAGACCUGUUAGGAAAAGGAGACCUGGAAGUAGACCACGUAGACCACUGAGAAGGCCUGGUAUAGCUAAGAGACCUAGAAAUAGGCCUGGUAUACCUAAGAGACCUGGAAAUAGGCCUGGUAUAGCUAAUAGACCUGCACAUAGGCCUGGUAUAGCUAAGAGACCUGGACAUAGGAGGAGACCUGGAAGUAGACCACGUAGAUCACUGAGAAGGCCUGGUUUAGGAAAGAGACAUAGAUAUAGACAUAGUAGAAAGAGAGCCAGAAGAAGGCAGGGUAGAAGAAAGAGAUCUGAUAUAAUGCCUACCAGUAGACCUGAUAUUAUUGCUCCCAGUAGACCGGAUAUAAUGCCUCCCAGUAGACCUGAUAUAGUGGCUCUAAGUAGACCUGAUAUGAUGGCUCUCAUUAGAUCUGAUAUGAUGCCUAGACAAGUUAGCAUGCCUAACAGAAGGAAUGGUUUGAGAAAGAGAUCUGUGAGCAGUUAUGACAGAAGAAGCCAAAUGGACGAACCCAGAACAUUUUUAAAAAGUGCUUCGAGAGUUUAUAAAGAGACUGGUUCCAAAGAAUCCAGUUGUCCACGACUGUUUACUGCUUCCAAUGUGGGAUCAUUUUGCUUCUUGACCUCCACAAAUAACAUGACCUCUGAUGCGGCCAACAUGUACUGCCAUCAGUACCAUGGUUAUCUUGUAACCAUGGAAACCAAGGACAAGGAAGAUGCUGUGCAGGACUUCUUAAAAAGGAAUAGGUUCGAGGGUGAGCGUGUAUGGAUAUCCAGUAUCAUACUCAAGGAAGGCAUGCAGGUGUGGGAGUCCAAUCAGAAACCCGUGCAUCUUGAUCAAAACAAGAAUGAGAUCCUGCCAUAUGAGGACAGCUGCUCUCUGUUUGAUGUCACCAAAGGGGCGUGGCUCACAGUUCCCUGUGGCAACCUGAAGGACCCAACAGGUGUGAUGUAUCACAGGGCCAUAUGUGAACCUCUUUAAUUGGGUGUGGAGGAGGUACUCUCUCCCCCCCCCCCCAACCAGAUAAUGUAGCAGAUUGAAUUAAUGUGUGAUACAAUCAAUUAUCCUUUGAUGAAGUGUUUCCGACAUGAUAAUGUCAGAAGGGCAUAUACAUCCCUGUUGUGUGUGUGUGUGUGUGUGAAUGUAAACAUGUUUGUUUGUUUGUUUGUGCAGAAUAUUUGGUGUCCAACUAUUUUAACUUUGUUGAAGAUUAUGGGUUUGAAAUAGAUUUGCAUGUAUUAUCAUCAAUCAUAUUAAGUCAACAUGCUUCAUGCAACAACCGAUUGCUCCGAGGUCAUAGUGGUAAACUUGGUAUUUUUGCAUAUCCUGACAUAUGAAUAACAUGUGAACUGCUCACCACUAUAUGCCGCCAGAGUUACAAAACUGAAACAUACCUAUUUGUUACCCCCCGCCAUAGGCGGGAGGAUAUUGUUCUGGCGUUGUCCCUCCGUCCGGAGCCAUAUCUUGGAAGAGCUUUGGUGGAUUUCAUUGAAACUUGGUACGAGUAUAUAUAUAUGGAUAAGAGGAUGAUGCACGCCAAAUGGCAUUGUACACCAUCUGGUAAUGACGGAGUUAUGGCCCUUUGUAUCUUGAAAUAAUGCUUUUUAAUAUAAGCUUACAGCUUUAUCUUCAUUAACACAUGAGCCAGAGCCAUGAAACUUUCCAUAGUUAUUCUCAAUCAUCUGGGGUGCUUCACAUUCAACACCCAUAUUCCUAGGGGCUUAGGUCAAGGUCACACAUUGAGGUAAAAGGGUGUUGUCCAUCCAUCCAGAAAACUUUUGUGUCCAAAAGCAUAUUGGCGGGGGAUAUCAAUUCAACGAAUUUGCUUGUUCCCUUUAUCUGUGUCGCACAACACUUAUUUCUUUGUCCAGUGAACUAUAUUGGACACAGUUUAUCUUACACAUUUAUAUUUUAUUUGGUAUGGCAUGACUCCUGCAUAAUGAUAGGUUUUCCACAUCAAAAAUGUCAAAUAAAAAUGUAACUACUGGUAUGUAUCAGUAAGUUAUGAAAGAAAUGAGGUACACAUAAUUCUAUGGAUUUAAAGGGAAUCUAGCAAAUCCGUAUAUAUUGUGUUGAUUCAUGUUAGCUAUUUAUUUCUACAAAGUUGAGAGACAAAAAUAAAUCCAAUAAAAUAAUGUUUUUUAUAUGUCACAUAAUGUGGCAGUCUUGAAUGGUAUUAAUAAAUAUUAAAAAAUAGAAACAAACCUGUAAAAUUGAACUUUUAGACAUGUUAUUUUUUUCUGUUAUGCGAUAUAAUGUAUGUAUGUAAGCUUAUUUAUCUGUUAAUGUUUUCAUGUAUGUUAGCUUGUUAUUAUUGAAUCUAGUAUAAGUUGAACAAAAACAUUAUUAUUAUUUUUGAAUUUUAGACUGUGUUAAUGUUUGUUUCUUGUAUACAUAUUACGUGCCAUCUAUUGUUAUACCUGUAUACUUAAUCUGUGUGAUUCUAAGCAUUUUGUAAUCAUCGAUUAAAUAAACUGCAAAACAUAA